AAUCGCACAGUAGUAGUAGUAGUAGUACUUCAAAUUAUUUUCUAUUGAGCCAUUGUGGCCUAAAAAUUAAACUCAUAAUCAGCAGAACAAAUUAUCAAUUUUUGUUCAUCAAAGGCAAAGUUUUGCUCCGAUGCAAUUUUUUUUAAAGGAAUAAUAAUUAUAGAGCAAUUAAAAAUUAAGAAAAAUAAAAUAUUUACUGCAAAGCGACCUCUGUGCAGUUAUUCGAUACUGAUGUUCUCAGUUCACAAUGCUAACAGCACAUUUGCGCCAUUUUACUUCCUGCGAUUAUUGAAUAAAGUUACCGUUGCCAUUUACUUCUACUUCGACUCAAUGUACCAAACCGUGCCAUUUUGCAGUUUGCACUAUGUCGGAUUCCAGUGUCAAAUCUUCAGCUCAAAAAUCAAAUAAUUCAGGUGGAAACGAAACAAAUCCAGCUUUCGCGGAUGCUGUACAGAGAGCACGCCAGCUUGCAGCAAAAAUACAGUCCUCUGGUAGUGAAAAUAGUGUAGCAGGUGGUACAAAAAGGCCGUUGGAAGAUAGUAUGAAUGGUGUUGCUGACGGCACACCAGAAAUAAAGAAAAUGGCCACAAAUGAUGGUGAGUACGAUGCUUACAGUCAAAUUCAAGGUAUGCCUCAAAGAAAUGGAGGCGGUGAUUUUAUUGUUGAAGAAUAUAGAGUUCCAGAUAAAAUGGUUGGACUAAUUAUUGGACGUGGUGGUGAACAGAUUAUUAGGUUACAGACUGAGACUGGCUGUAAAAUACAACUUGCUCCAGAUAGUGGUGGAGCUCCUGAUAGGCCUUGUACCCUCACUGGAAGUCGAGAGUCUGUGCAAGCUGUGAAAGCAAUGAUUGAUCAAAUCAUCAAAAAAGCAAAUAGUCCCUACCCUCCAGAUUCUAAUUCUGGUGGUGGUGGUGGCGGCGGCGGUGGAGGUGGUCAUAUGUCCGAUGGUCAAUAUACAGCUGAAAUGAUGAUACCAGGUCCUAAGGUUGGUCUACUAAUAGGUAAAGGAGGUGAAAACAUAAGGAAUUUACAAGAAAAAGGUGGUGUCAAAAUGGUACUUAUUCAAGAUGGACCUCAGCAAACAGUUCACGACAAGCCUUUAAGGAUAUCUGGUGAUCCCCAGAAAGUUGAAUUUGCCAAACAAAUGGUUAUUGAUCUAUUAGCUCAAAAAGAAAUGGAGCGAAAUUAUGCUAAUGGUGGUCCUUCUAGUCAAGAAGAGAUCAUGGUGCCUCGUCAAGCAGUAGGAGUUGUUAUAGGAAAAAAUGGAGACAUGAUCAAGCGGAUACAACAAGAUUCUGGAGCUCGUGUCCAAUUUAUUCAAGGAAAAGAAGAUAUACCCGGGGAUAAAAUCUGCCAAGUAACUGGUACCAUGGAUCAAGUUCAAAAGGCUGGAGCUAUGAUUAGAGAUCUCAUCCAGAGUGUAUUGGUUCGUGAUCAACAGAUGGGAGGUAAUUCUGGUGGAGGAAUGGGCAUGCCUGGAGGUGGCGGACGAGGACGUGGCAGAGGUCGAGGAGGUAUGGGUGGUCCUGGCGGCAUGCGGCCUGACUUUGGACCUGGUGGACCUAGAAUGGGUCGUCCUGGUGGUGGCGGCGGAGGAGGUGGAGAGGGUGGUAUGGAAAUCCAGUUUCCUGUUCCAGCAAACAAGUGUGGCCUUGUCAUUGGAAAAGGUGGCGAAACAGUUAAAAGUAUUAAUCAACAGUCUGGAGCUCAUGUUGAAAUAGCAAGAGGAGCUCCACCCAGUCCUCAUGAGAAGGUAUUCACCAUACGAGGGAAUCCUCAGCAAAUUGAACAUGCUAAGCAAUUAAUAAUGGAAAGAGUUGGCGGAAUGCCUCCUGGUCAAGGUGGUCCUCCCCCUGGCCAAGGUGGACCUCCUGGUGGUCCUCAAGGACAAUAUCCUGGAGCUCAGUAUCAACAGCAGUAUCAACAACCUGGUCCUGGUCAACAAUAUGCUGCUCCAGGAUGGCCCAGUGGAGGCUAUCAAGCAUGGCCUAAUCAACAAGCCUCAAGUGGUGUACAAGUGGCAGCAUCUAAUGAUCCAAAUAAAGUUGCUGCUGAUGCUAAUGCUGCUGCAUGGGCUGCUUAUUAUGCACAGUUCUACAGCCAGCCAGGACAACCUCAGGCACAACCACAGCCUAAUGCUAUUGCUCAAGCUCAACCUCAGGCACAACCUGCCUCUCAACCUCAAGCUAGCUCUGGUCAAGCAGAUUACAGUGCUGCCUGGGUUGAAUAUUAUCGUUCUCUUGGAAUGUACAGGGAGGCUGAAUUGAUUGAGCAACAGUCUAGGGGUGGUCAAGCUCCGUCUGUUCCUGCUGGACCACAAGGUCAACCUGGUGCACCAACACCACAACCUAGUAUGUCACAGCCACCUAAUCAACCAGCAAUGCCUACCCCAGCUGGUACACCUGCAGCACAACCUGCAUCUGCACCUGUUGCAGCAGCAGGCUAUCCUGGAGCCUAUCCAGCACCUGGUCAGCAACCUCAGCCAGCUCAGGUACCUUAUGGUCAACCUGCCCCCUACCCUGGAUACAGCUAUGCUGCAGCAUAUGGAGCACAACAGCCUUUCCAAGCUGCUGUUCCUCAAUAGAUCUUCCAUAAAUAAUGAGCUUUUAACAUGUUAUUUUGCAGUUAGAUCGUCACGUCAUUUUGCAUCUUAGUGAAACUAAAAUUGGAAAUGCCUUCCACGUAAUUAGACUUUACAUGUUCCGAUCAAGAAAGUGUGCAAGAUUGUACAGGUUUCACUAAACAAAAACACCCUAAAAGAUACUUUUGUGUAUAGAUUGCAUUUUUUUCUCCCUUCAUUGAUCUUUAAUUCUCAUUUGUAAUAUUUUUUGACGAAUAUUCUUUCUGGAAGUGACGGAACUCUUAAUUGUGUCUGCCUUAAGAAAGGAAGUUGUUUGUAAAUCUUUGGUUAUAAUUUUUUUUGAAAUUUUUCAAUUGAAUCAUCAUUGUGGGGGGUUUCACCUUUCGGGAAUUUUCAAUCUCAAGUGUUCACUUUUCAGUGUUAUAAAGCUAUUCUUAGCUUGUUGUAAAAUACUUUUAUGUGAAUUUUAGAAGAUGCUGAUUGUCAUAAAUAAAUUUUGUUUUCUUUCUA
This is a messenger RNA of Parasteatoda tepidariorum (common house spider), 3091 nucleotides long. Its product is annotated as far upstream element-binding protein 1. Gene Ontology annotation, biological process: regulation of DNA-templated transcription. NCBI's taxonomy places the organism in Eukaryota, Metazoa, Arthropoda, Arachnida, Araneae, Theridiidae. The record is from RefSeq and is a predicted model, not a curated record. Gene Ontology annotation, molecular function: RNA binding.